Molecule: messenger RNA, 1667 nt
Organism: Mus pahari (shrew mouse)
Lineage: Eukaryota; Metazoa; Chordata; Mammalia; Rodentia; Muridae
Gene: Gpr143
Product: G protein-coupled receptor 143
Exons: 9
Coding region: 123-1340 (405 amino acids)
Biological process (GO): melanosome organization; regulation of calcium-mediated signaling; G protein-coupled receptor signaling pathway
Cellular component (GO): melanosome membrane; plasma membrane
Molecular function (GO): dopamine binding; L-DOPA receptor activity; L-tyrosine binding
Source: RefSeq, a predicted model, not a curated record
GAGGUUCAGGAAGAGGCACAGGGCACAUGACGCCCAAUCUCCCUCACCAGCCCAGCACCUGAUCAGGAAAAGCUGAAAGCUGUGGGUUCCGUAGACCAGAGACCCGUCCCAGAGCAAGACGAAUGGCCUCCCCGCGCCUGGGAAUUUUCUGCUGCCCUACAUGGGACGCAGCCACAGAGCUGGUGCUGAGCUUCCAACCGCGGGUGUUUCAUGCGCUGUGCCUGGGCAGCGGCACUCUCCGCCUGGUGCUUGGCCUCCUUCAGCUCCUAUCAGGGCGCCGAUCUGUUGGUCACAGGGCGCCUGCGACAUCCCCAGCCGCCUCAGUCCACAUUCUCCGUGCUGCCACCGCCUGUGACUUGCUUGGCUGCCUGGGAAUCGUUAUCAGGUCCACAGUGUGGGUAGCCUACCCAGAGUUCAUUGAAAACAUUUCCAAUGUGAAUGGAACAGACAUCUGGCCUGCUGCUUUCUGUGUGGGGAGCGCAAUGUGGAUCCAGCUGUUGUACAGUGCCUGCUUCUGGUGGCUCUUUUGCUAUGCAGUUGAUGUAUACUUGGUGAUCAGGAGAUCGGCAGGACAGAGCACCAUCCUGCUGUACCACAUCAUGGCCUGGGGCCUGGCUGUGCUGCUCUGUGUGGAGGGUGCAGUCAUGCUCUACUACCCUUCUGUGUCCAGGUGUGAGAGGGGCCUGGACCAUGCCAUCCCCCAUUAUGUCACCACAUACUUGCCACUUCUGCUUGUCCUUGUGGCCAACCCAAUCCUGUUUCACAAGACAGUGGCUUCAGUGGCCUCUUUACUGAAAGGAAGAAAAGGUGUUUACACAGAGAAUGAGAGACUGAUGGGGGCUGUGAUCAAGACCCGUUUUUUCAAAAUAAUGCUGGUGUUAAUUGCAUGUUGGUUGUCCAAUAUCAUCAAUGAAAGUCUUUUGUUCUACCUUGAAAUGCAACCAGAUAUCCAUGGAGGCUCUCUGAAACGCAUCCAGAAUGCAGCCAGGACCACAUGGUUUAUUAUGGGAAUACUGAAUCCAGCCCAAGGACUUCUCUUGUCUCUGGUCUUCUAUGGCUGGACAGGAUGCAGCCUGGAUGUCCAUCCUCCCAAGAUGGUGAUUCAGUGGGAAACAAUGACUGCUUCUGCUGCCGAGGGCACAUACCAGACCCUUGUGGGUUCCUGUGUGCCCCAUGAAAACCCCAGGAAGGUUGUGUGUGUCGGGGGGCAUACUUCUGAUGAGGUGCUGAGCAUUUUGUCUGAAGAUUCAGAUGCCAGUACUGUUGAAAUCCAUACUGCAACUGGGUCCCGCAACAUAAAGGAAGUUGACUCCAUUUCCCAAGCCCAGGGGGAACUCUGAAGGGAUGGGAUAGGGGUCAGAUACCCCUAUUUUUCAGGUUCUGUGUCUUGUUGUUUUGGAUUGUGUUCUUGCCUUCCUUCCUAUCACAGUGCUGCCACGAUGUAUGAUCUUUCAAAUUCCACUCUGAUCACCAUAGUGUAGUUCACUGAAGAUGACCUUUAUACUGGGAGAAACAACACAUCAGAACUUGAAGAUGGAAAAUUCCCUCUAGAACAUUCAGUGUCACCUCUUGACUCUUAAUUACCCCUUGGACUUUUUCUAAGGCCAGCUGUAAUGCUAAGUGCCAGAUCCAAAUCCUUGAGAAAAUAGUUAAAUAAAGUCAUUGUG